Messenger RNA from Penaeus vannamei (Pacific white shrimp), 1381 nucleotides. The record is from RefSeq and is a predicted model, not a curated record. Lineage: Eukaryota; Metazoa; Arthropoda; Malacostraca; Decapoda; Penaeidae.
AUACAUAUAUAUCUUCUAUUUUUGGUCCAUAGGAAAAAGAAGAUGCAAAGGACGCAGAUGGAAAAGCUGCUGACAGAGAUAAAGAGCAAGCUGAAAAGGAAGCUGUAGUGUUAAAAGAGGAAAAAGAAGAUGCAGAGGAUGCAGAAGGUGAAAAAGCUCCUGCAGGAGAUGAAGAGCAAGCUGAAAAGGAAUAUACUGAUAAGGAAAAUCAGAUUGAAAAGUUUUCCGAAGAAGCAGAAUAAACAUAGUGAAUGAAGAAAAGGAUGAGUCUGUGAAGCCAAAAAAUGAUACUAAAGAAGAUAAGACAAAUUACACUGUUGUUAAAGAAGAAGAAGCAACUUCAAAGAGUGAAGAUGAAGAAUCAAGUGACGAGAAUUACCCAGAAGUGGUUGUUCUGUCUCGGAAAAAGGCAAGCAACAGGCGGGGUCCAUGUGUGAGAGGUCCAGGAGUGUCUAUGCCUAGCUGUAUGAUGUAUACAGGACAAGCAAUUGGAUUUGACAGUUAUGAUGUCUCUGCCAACAAUUAUAACUUCCCACCAGUGCAGCAGCAGAUGUGCUCCCCUGGAUAUGUGACAUACAAGUCUCCCCUCCAUGCCUCAUCUCCAGGAUACCAAGAUAAUUGCCUGCCUGAUCAGACUGACACUGGGUACAUCAUGGACUCGCCAUUGUACCAACCAAAUAUGUCUCCUGCCAGUUCAGCCCUUGAAACUUUUCUGCCAAGCCCAAUGUCGAGUGGAAGUUAUUAUCAGAAUGAGAUGAGUGGAGCUUCUCCAGGUUAUGGCAUGAAUCAAAAUUGUUAUGAAUUCCCUGAUACCCCAAAUUCUCUACGGGAUGAUAGUGAAGCAGUGCAAAUGUUACCCACAGCAACAAGACAGGCUUCUGACUAUGGCCAAAUUCUGGAAAAUCAGUCCUUUGUGUCUGAGCCUAGGAAGGAUGUAGAUAUUGGAAGCAUUUUAGAGGCUAUCUAUAGAGUAGAGAACAAGCCACAGUCAUCACCCAUUCCAGUGGAGGAUUUAGUUGAGAUCACUAAGAACCUGCGGUCAUGUGAACUUGCAGGUGUACCAAACUUCAGCAACUUUGGAGAUGACCUUGAGGAAAUACUGGAAGUGGCCCCCCGUCUUCACAAUGUAGAAGAUAUCAUCAGGGUAAGUUUUGUUUAUUUUUAUAUUUGUUUACAGAGCCACACACUCACACACAAUCAUUCACAUGCACGCUCACUUCAGAGUGAUACACUCACCCAAGCAUGCAGUUGCAGCUGCUGCUCCAUCCACCACCCCAUACCCACAUCCACCACAAACACACAAACUUACAUCCACCACUACGCACAGAGACAUCUACACAGACAGAGCCACACACACAUAGCAGCGUGGGCUUUCCUAUAG